UAUUCAUUCCAUACUAGAUCUAGCUUAGCUUAUAUACACAACAAACCUUCUUCAUCCCAAAAGCCCUCCCUUUGAUGAAAAUCACAAGACCCCAUCAACAACAUCCCAUGUCUCUCCCACCUCAUGCAAAUAUGAAACCAUUCAAUUGAUCAUCAUCAUCUCUACCCACUAGGCUACUAAUUAAACCAAACCCCAAACCCACAUAACCAAAUUUCACAAUCACACAUGACGUCCCCUGACAAUCAAGCAAGCAAAGAAGACGACCAGAGCUCCGGCGGUAACCGUAAAACGGCAACAAGGCCACUAGAUCAAGUCCUCAAGUGUCCAAGAUGUGACUCAUCCAACACUAAAUUCUGCUACUACAACAAUUACAAUCUCUCACAGCCUAGACACUUCUGCAAGACAUGUAGAAGAUACUGGACUAAAGGAGGAGCCUUGCGGAACGUUCCGAUAGGCGGCGGCUGCAGGAAGAACAAGAAAGUCAAGUCAUCAUCUUCUUCAUCUACCUCAAGGCUCUCAAUAUCAGGUGAUCACUCAAGUGGGUCAUCAGAGAUUAAUAUUAUUGGUGGUGGAUUGAAGUUCUUCCAUGGUCUCUCUCCAUCUAUGAACUUUCAGCUUGGUGGGUUGUCAUCAUCAUCAUCUAUUCUUAACCAGUUCUCUUCAUAUCAUCAUGGAGACAUGAGAACUGCAGGAACUGCUGUUCUCACUGCAGCAUCCCCUUCAUUCACUCCUGUUGAUCAUUCUGGAAGUUCUCUGUUGGGCACUGGUUUCAAUUACCAUCCAUUGGAGAUGACUAAUAAUGUUCACAACAGUAACAAUAUUGCAUCUUCAAUUGAGUCCUUGAGUUGUAUAAACCAAGAUUUGCACUGGAAGUUGCAACAGCAGAGACUGCAGUCCAUGCUUAGCUCCACCUCAGCUCCUGCAGUGGAGAACCAGGUGCAGAAGCCACAACCCAUUUUGUUUCAGAAUCUGGAGAUUUCAAAGCCAGAUGAUGAUCAUGUUGCUGGGAAUUCAAGAAGAGAUCAUGAAGCUGAUACAACAACAACAACUGAGUGGUUCUUUGGUAAUUCUUAUUCACCAGUUAAUACUAACAACACUAGUACUGGUAAUAUUGGCAAUGAUAGCACUACAGGCAACUGGAAUGGUGUUCAAGGUUGGAGUGACUUGAAUCAUUACACUUCUUUGCCCUAGUACAUAUAUAUUUGAUCAGAAUCAUCUUCUUCAAAUUAAAGAAUUAGCUGGCUACACCCCAACUAAAAAGGAUAAUUAGGGAAAAAAAGUUGUAUUAAUUAUUUUAAAAAAACUCAUCUUAAUUUGUAGGGAUAUAUAUGAGUGAGUGUGUUUGUUUCUACUUAAUUUGUUUAAUGGUGCAGAAUCAAAAUGUAAAACUUCUUGUCGAACAAUAGUUCUUAUUAAAUUCUUGAUGUUAAUUGUAUUAGUUUUGAUUAAUCUGCA
Messenger RNA from Tripterygium wilfordii, 1455 nucleotides. Its product is annotated as dof zinc finger protein DOF5.7-like. The record is from RefSeq and is a predicted model, not a curated record. NCBI's taxonomy places the organism in Eukaryota, Viridiplantae, Streptophyta, Magnoliopsida, Celastrales, Celastraceae. Bases 226 to 1191 code for a protein of 321 amino acids. Gene Ontology annotation, biological process: regulation of DNA-templated transcription. The transcript has a single exon. Gene Ontology annotation, molecular function: DNA binding; DNA-binding transcription factor activity.